Darwinula stevensoni is the source of this 1144-nucleotide messenger RNA. The record is from the annotation of a GenBank genome assembly. Lineage: Eukaryota; Metazoa; Arthropoda; Ostracoda; Podocopida; Darwinulidae.
AUGGGACGUGGGCUCAUCACAGACCUCCUCUCUCGGAGCUUAUGCUUCUCCCUCCAGUUCCUCCUCUAUGAGAAAGUCGCAGAGGUGACCAACCCUGGCAGUGAGAGCCUCCUACUUCACCGGACCAACGAUGCAUCCUAUAACUUAUCCAGAAGUCAGCUGCGGCUCGAAGAUGAACCCAUUCCCACCGAAUUGCAGCCGUACUUUGAGCAAGGGAAAAAGACUUACGAAUCAUUCAAGCUGAUUCUGGACAGGACUGCCUGGGAGCCAAUGACUACGAUGUCCGAUGACGUCAUCAAAAUCGCAAGUGCUUACAACAGAGAAAGUGGCAUCACCAUGUUUUACCUUGAGUUGGUGGUGAACGUCUCAGCUGAAGUGGUUUUCCGGGAAGACUGGGAUCAUGUGCCAGAUUACCCAAAGUGGAAUCCCAACUUCCUUCACACGGAAGUCGUCCUUGAUAUCACGUCGAGAUGUCGCUUGACUUACCAAGUGACUACCCCGAUCGGGAACGGCCUGAUCUGGAGCAGGGACGCCGUGACCAUCGCGUAUUGGAACAAGGAAGGCGAUGCGACCUACCUCGCCUUCUCCAGCACCUCCUGGCCGGCAUUGCCUCCGUCCAAUCGAUAUGUCAGGGCGACGUUCUACCCUCAAGGAUUCGUUUAUUCUCCGCUGCCUGGCGAUCCCGAGAAAACCCUCGUCCGGUGGGUCUAUCACGUGGACGUCCAUCUGGCUUUCGUCCCUGCGCGUGUCCUCAACCUCGUCCUCCCGAAGGCCUGCCGGGACAGCUUUAUGUACUACCGGAAACACGCGGAAGACUUGAUGAAGGAAUGGAAGGGAGAGUGACUCUUGCAUUUGGUGUUGCAUAUUAAUCUUAAAUUAUUAGGACUGCAUACUCCCACGGCAUGAAAUAACACCGGAGCUCCUUCCUUCCUGCAUCGAACACCCCAUGAAAAUUAGAUCUCAUUUCACGAACUUGCGGACGUAUUAUUGAAUAUGCAGAGGAGCCUGAUCCCGAUGUUUCUUACACUGUUUUGUGCCUUCGGGGUUACGAAAGGACCAACUCUGCAAGUUACUCGUCUCCCCGCUUCACAUUCCCCAUCCUAGAAUUCGAAGAAGAACACGACCUCACAUUCACAUUCAAAAC